This is a messenger RNA of Ostreobium quekettii, 2355 nucleotides long. The record is from the annotation of a GenBank genome assembly. NCBI's taxonomy places the organism in Eukaryota, Viridiplantae, Chlorophyta, Ulvophyceae, Bryopsidales, Ostreobiaceae.
AUGUUGUUCGCAGGGAGGAAGUCGCUUGGGGUGCGCGUUCGGGAGAGGUGGGUUGCGGUCGUCAGGAUUGCUCCGGAAGACUUGGCGUCUCAGUGCUGCUCGCCAGUUAUGUUUCCCCUGCACCUUCCGACGGCACGCGCUGCGGCCUUCGUUUCAUUUCGUGCGUUCCGCAAGCGGCCGCCCAGCGGUUCGUUACUUGAGGCGGAUCACUUGCGGGUGUCGACCGACUGGUUUGCAUUGCCGCUUAAGAGCUGCUCAUGCAUCACCCCGUUCUUGCUACUGCCUUGCCCACAGAUCUCCGACGAUGAGGGCGGCAAAGACGGGACCUCCACGCCCACGCCGAGGUCUGAGCCACCCAUCCAGCCGGCCGCAAGUGGACAGCCGGGACAGGAGGAGAGCGCGGAACCCGCAGAAGACGGUGCGCAAUUGGGUAGCGUAGGAGACGGUGUGAAAUUGGGUACUGCAGGAGGCGGUGCGCUAUUGGGUAGCGCAGGAGACGGUGUGCAAUUGGGUAGCGCAGGAGACGGUGCGCAAUUGGGCACCGCGGCCGAGCUUGAUACACACGGAGCGGCAGAGAAGGAGGGUGGGGGAUGUGCAAAGGGCCAAGUCCAGGAGCAGGAGGAACGGGGCCCCACGGCAGUUGUCGUUCGCGCGGCAAACCCCGAGUUGUGCGAGUCCAAGGACGGCGGUGGGAUGGACGCUGCAAACGCAGAACAGGAUGGAAGUCCAGAGGCUGGGAAAGUAAACGGGGAUGGUGAGCAGCCCGAGGGCCCGAAAGUCGAAGGCGCCGUAGCCAGGGAGGCGAGCGCGCUAGAAGUCUCUGAAUGUGCGGCGCCAGUCGAUGAGGGACAACAGGGCAGUCUGGAUGGUAUGCAAGCCCAGGCCACCGGGGAUAACAGCGAGGUGUCUGGAGAUGCCGCCCAGCAAGGCAGCCAACAAGGCUAUGACCAGCAAGGUCGAACCCAAGGGGGUGAUGGAGAGGAACGAAGAGAGGAAAAAGUUUUGGGUGAGGUCAGUGGGAAACGCGAACGGAAGCGGGGCCGAAGGCGGAGCCGACGACGUGAUAGAGAUGGUCACCAGCAGCGUGGAGAUGACGAGCACAAGACUGGUGUGUCUCGACCUGACGCUGAUGGAAGUGGAAUGCAGGGAGGAAUUGGAGUGCACAGUCAACAGCAACAUGUGGGGACUUCGAAUGGGUCCUCUGUGCAUGCACCCACAGAGGGCCGGAGGGCUGGCAGUGAGAGCCACCAGCACGAAGACAACAGUUUAAAGAACAGCGAGCCAUCGCGGCGCACACCUCAGCGAAGACGAGAUGGUUCGUUCGCCAACGAUGUGUGGAGGCCCAGCGAUGUUGCACUCACCCCAGGAAGUGAAGGGUAUGAACCCCAUCGGCAAAGUCGUCAACACCGAGACGACACAACAACAAGGAGUGGCAUGCCACCACGCCCGUCUCCAAGGAUGCGAAACGAUGCUUGGGAGGGAAUGGUGUCUUCUCUGCAGUGUGGCGCGCAGGCCCGUGCAGGAAGCCGGGAAAGACAGCGGUACCCAAAUGACGUUUGGAAAAGGACCAGUCCCUCUCCUCGCGGUGCACCGGGAGGACAAAGGCGGGAUGAUAGGUUGGAAACGAACUCAAACCGAUCCCAAGAUGAGGCACUUGGCAGACGUUCCCCCUAUGCUGCAUCACCGCGCCAGAGACAAGAUGGUUUUAUGGAUGGCCGUCAACACUGGGAUGGAACUUACGCAAAGGGCAGGCAGUCUCCUUACAAUGCUUCACCACGCCAGAGACAGGACAGACGAUGGGAAAAGAAGGGGCACCAUGAUGAGGCAUUCGCUUAUGGCCGACAGUCACCUUUGCCCUCUGCGCAUGGGAGACAGUCGCCAUAUCUCCCUUCACCAGGAAGGCAGUCACCGUUCCCCUCUUCACCAGGCAGGCAGUCCCCAUAUCCCCCUUCGCCAGGCCGGCGGUCGCCAUACCCCUAUGCGCAAGGCCAGGUGAGGCAGGAUGCCCGCAAACCUGAGCGGCAAGAUUCUGCCUGUUCUGAAGGUUGGACGAAAGUCAAGCCUCGCCGAAGGCGCAACAACAGGGGCUCCAAGAGGUCGCAGGUUCAGGGUAGGGUCGAGACGGAGAGACGGGUGGUGGCCCCGCCUGAGCACACUUGGGCAAGGUACUCGACUGUCGGCCACAGGAGUCGACAAGAAGAGAGCGCCAGAGCUGUUGCACGCCCAGAGACUGAGGCUCAUAGGAGGCACAGGGAGAAGGUUGCUCAGGAAGCUGCUGCUAGGGCCCAACAGCAUGGCCAGGUGGCUCAGCACAACGGGCUGGGAGGAGGCCACAAUGGCGCUCUUGCAUCUUAA